GAUGUCGUUGAAAGUCGCGUUUGUUUCUAGGACUCGCUUGCCGGAGCUCCAAACCCCGCUCUUAUCAGUGGUCUUUGUCUCCGUGCGCGAUCGGCUUCAAUCGGCUGUGAGCUGCCCCAACCCCUACGGAGCAGAUUGAUUUCAUCGGAAUCAAAACGUCAACAGUGGUUUGUGUGUGUGUGUGCUUUUUGCUUUUUUUUUUGUUCGCUCCUGCCGACCGAACUAAUUGCGAUGACUGCGGGCCGGUGUGGCAGUCGGCCUUCGCCUUUAGUCGGGUGGAGGACACUCACGCGCUCGGUGUUGGUUUGGAACGAGCAGUUACAGUGACUGGCAAGGUGUGGAAAACACAAGUGGGCUCCACAGCACAAUCAAAACGAUGGAGAUAAGCAACACCACCGGGUUUCUGCUGCAGACCAUCCUCUGGAUGGCAAACCAUGAGUACAACAACUCGCUGAUCAAUGUGAUACACAAUCAAACGCUCAGUGCGGAUAGCAACAAGACGAGUGGUGAGUUCUCGCUGGCGGAAGAUGUGCGCUGCUACGGUGUGUACGGCUGCUUCCCGAUUACGCCGCCCUGGAUCGACGAGAAGCGCCCCGUCGCGUACCAUCCGCAGUCGCCGGCGACGGUGGACGUGCGGUACCCGGUGUUUACCAAGCCGAACACCGAUCAUCCGAAGUUUAUCGACAUCAACGAUCCGGCCAGCGUGCGGCAUCUCGGCAUCAACCCCAAGGGGCGCAUCUACUUCAUCACGCACGGCUACAUCGAGUCUGGUGAUCGACCGUGGAUCCGGCAGAUGGUGAACGCACUGAUCGAGAACGAUCCGGACCGGACGGCCAGCUGCGUCGUGAUCGACUGGCGCAAGGCGUCGAACCCACCGUACACGCAAACCUGCGCCAACAUUCGGCUGAUCGGGGCCAUCACGGCGCACGUGAUCUACUUGCUCUAUGAGGAGCUGAACAUGAAGAACCUGGACAAGGUGCACCUGCUGGGCCACUCGCUCGGGUCGCACCUGUGCGGGUACGCCGGGUACCAUCUGCAGAAGGACUUCGGGCUAAAGCUGGGCCGCAUUACCGGGCUCGAUCCGGCCGAACCACUGUUCUCCGAUACGGAUCCGCUGGUGCGGCUCGAUCGCAGCGACGCCAAGUUCGUGGACGUGAUCCACUCGGACGGUUCGGAGUGGGUGAGCAAGGGUGGGCUGGGGAUGUACCAGCCUAUCGGGCACGUCGACUUCUACCCGAACGGGGGGUACAAUCAGCCGGGCUGCAGCGAUCCGAUGAACAAGUUCAUCCGCAAGCACGACGACUCGUUCUUCUGGGGCUUUCAGGAGUUCUUCGGCUGCAACCAUCUGCGGUGCCACCAGUUCCUGACGGACAGCAUACUGCACCGGUGCCCGUUCGUCGGCAUCGGGUGCGAGUCGUACGCACAGUUUCUGCGCGGCGAAUGCUUCGAGUGCGACCGGGACGGGCACUACUGCGUCGAGUUUGGGCUGAAGGCGCAGGAAAGCUACAGCCGGCUGAUCGAGAACGGUGUGAUAAAGGAUCCGAACGCUCCGCUGAGUGUUUACAUGAUUACGGGCGCUGAGCCACCGUACUGCCGAUCGCACUUCCGCAUCACGAUGAGCGUUUCCGACGAGGAGGAGAGCCUCAUACACGGGGGCGAGAUUGGCAAGAUGUCGUUCGAGCUGCACGGUGAGGGCGGCGUGCGCUCGGGCAAGAUGGACUUCUCCAAGGAUCCGGUGUACUUCGAGCCGGGCGGUAACUAUUCCGCCAUCAUGGCCGGUUCGCACGUCGCCAAGCUGCUGAAGGUGAUGCUGACCUGGGAGUAUCGGACGAAUCCGCUCAACCCGCUCACCUGGCGCCUGCUGGUGGUGCCGCGCGUGUACGUGCAGCGCAUUCGCAUCCAGCUGAUGGAGCAGCGCACCAGUGUGGUGGUGUGUCCGCUGAACGAUGCACCGGUCCGGGCCGAUCAGGAGAAUGAGUUCAAGAGUGAGUACUGCCGGUCCUGAAGCGGCCCUAAAGCAAGCACUCGGCCGAUCGUGAUGGUUGAGAUUGCUUUAUCCAGCGUAAUGUGAAGCUGUACCUUUCAGUUAGACAAAACAAAGUUUUGAUUGGCAAUUAGGAUUAAAGAUACGUUAAACGAAAUAAGCGAUGUGCUGGAUGGAGCGUAUGAAUUUGCAAUAAAAAGUCAUUCCGAGCACGCUAACGUAA
Molecule: messenger RNA, 2207 nt
Organism: Anopheles coluzzii
Lineage: Eukaryota; Metazoa; Arthropoda; Insecta; Diptera; Culicidae
Product: pancreatic triacylglycerol lipase-like
Exons: 5
Coding region: 377-2005 (542 amino acids)
Biological process (GO): lipid metabolic process
Molecular function (GO): triacylglycerol lipase activity
Source: RefSeq, a predicted model, not a curated record